AUGGCCGCCUCCUUCGCCCGCCUCGCGGGCAAUGCGCCCAAAAGACUCUGUCUCCGCCCCUCCACUAUCCUUAACACAUCUGUGCCCCGUUCUCGCUCCAUAGCCACUACUGUCUCUCGUCGACAGGCCGAGGCGACCAGCUACCAAGCCACCAGACUGAUUCCGACCGACCCGACCUUCACCCACUUUGCCAACAAGGGGUCCCCCGAGGACCCGGAGGCUAGUGCUCUUGAAUCCGAAGCCGAAGGCAUUGACCGCAAGAUCCGUCACUACACUGUCAACUUCGGUCCUCAGCAUCCUGCUGCCCACGGUGUGCUCCGAUUGAUUCUGGAACUCAAUGGCGAGGAGAUCGUUCGCGCCGAUCCUCAUGUUGGCCUGCUUCACCGUGGUACCGAGAAGUUGAUCGAGUACAAGACCUAUAUGCAGGCCCUGCCCUACUUUGACCGACUCGACUACGUCUCCAUGAUGACCAAUGAGCAGUGCUUUGCCCUGGCUGUUGAGAAGCUGCUGAAUGUUGAGAUCCCUGAUCGUGCCAAGUGGAUCCGAACCUUGUUCGGAGAGCUCACUCGUAUCCUGAACCAUCUGAUGUCUGUCCUCUCCCAUGCCAUGGACGUUGGCGCUCUGACUCCCUUCCUGUGGGGUUUCGAGGAGCGUGAGAAGCUCAUGGAAUUCUACGAGCGUGUUUCCGGUGCCCGUCUUCACGCUGCCUACGUUCGUCCGGGUGGUGUAUCCCAGGAUAUUCCCCUCGGUCUCCUUGACGAUAUUUAUCAGUGGGCCACCCAGUUUGGUGACCGUAUCGACGAGACCGAGGAGCUGUUGACAGAUAACCGUAUCUGGAAGGCCAGAACCCAGGGUGUCGGUGUUGUCAACGCCACUGAUGCCUUGAACAUGAGUUUCACUGGUGUCAUGCUCCGUGGAUCCGGUGUCCCGUGGGAUAUCCGUAAGUCGCAGCCUUAUGAUGCCUACGACCAGGUGGAGUUCGAUGUUCCCGUUGGUGUCAAUGGUGACUGCUACGACCGUUACCUGUGCCGUAUGGAGGAAUUCCGCCAGUCCCUCCGCAUCAUUCACCAGUGCUUGAACAAGAUGCCCGCCGGUCCCGUCCGCGUGGAAGACUACAAGAUUUCUCCUCCUCCCCGUGCUGCCAUGAAGGAAAACAUGGAGGCUCUGAUCCACCACUUCCUUCUCUUCACCAAGGGUUACUCUGUGCCCCCAGGUGAGACCUACUCCGCCAUUGAGGCCCCCAAGGGUGAGAUGGGUGUUUUCCUGGUCAGCGACGGCAGUGAGCGGCCUUACCGCUGCAAGAUCCGUGCGCCCGGAUUCGCCCAUUUGGGUGGCUUUGAUCAGGUGUCUCGUGGCCACCUUUUGGCUGAUGCCGUUGCCAUCAUUGGUACCAUGGAUCUUGUGUUCGGUGAGGUUGAUCGGUAA
Penicillium macrosclerotiorum is the source of this 1425-nucleotide messenger RNA. RefSeq names its product NADH-quinone oxidoreductase subunit D. The transcript has 3 exons. Gene Ontology annotation, biological process: mitochondrial electron transport, NADH to ubiquinone. NCBI's taxonomy places the organism in Eukaryota, Fungi, Ascomycota, Eurotiomycetes, Eurotiales, Aspergillaceae. The coding region runs from base 1 to 1425 and encodes 474 amino acids. The record is from RefSeq and is a predicted model, not a curated record. Gene Ontology annotation, molecular function: quinone binding; NADH dehydrogenase (ubiquinone) activity; NAD binding.